This is a messenger RNA of Eimeria maxima, 399 nucleotides long. RefSeq lists its product as hypothetical. Lineage: Eukaryota; Apicomplexa; Conoidasida; Eucoccidiorida; Eimeriidae. The record is from RefSeq and is a predicted model, not a curated record. The coding region runs from base 1 to 399 and encodes 132 amino acids. The transcript has a single exon.
AUGGGGGGGCCCGGCGCCCCUGCUGCUCGUGCAGCAGCAGGAGCAGCAGGAGCAGCAGGAGGAACAGCAGCAGCAGCAUCAGCAGCAGGGGGUGCUGGCGGCUUCUCCGCUGAUGAUCUUGAGAGAGCGAGGGCUUCUUUUCGUGUUUUGUUAGAAACUGCUUCGUGCCUCCUCCCUGCAGCAGACGGCAAAGCAGCAGCAGCAGCAGCAGCAGCAGCAAAUGGAGCAACAGCAGCAGCAGGAGCAGCAGGAGGGCUGCAGACAUCUGUGCUGCUGCUGCUGACCCGCCUAUGCGAAGAAAGUUGGUCUCCUGAGUUACUAGCAGAGAUGAUCGUAGCAGCAGAAAGACACAGAAGGGACUUCAUCUAUCGGGCGCAGCAGCAGCAACUGCAACAAUAA